This is a messenger RNA of Gamsiella multidivaricata, 1447 nucleotides long. RefSeq lists its product as uncharacterized. The record is from RefSeq and is a predicted model, not a curated record. Bases 29 to 1336 code for a protein of 435 amino acids. The transcript is spliced from 5 exons. Lineage: Eukaryota; Fungi; Mortierellomycota; Mortierellomycetes; Mortierellales; Mortierellaceae. Gene Ontology annotation, cellular component: mRNA cleavage and polyadenylation specificity factor complex. Gene Ontology annotation, molecular function: mRNA binding.
CUCCGCCCAGCCCUUAACCAAUCUCAUAAUGUCCAUUUGGGGCCACAUUGGCCCCAUGGACGGCAGCUCGUCUUUUAACUGGGCAGCCCUUUCUCUACUUACCCCUUCAUAUGUACCCUACUACGCGCCUGACGUCGCUUGGACAAUAGUUAUCAUGAGCGGCUCGAAAGUCGUUUUUGUGGGCAAUAUUCCUUACGAGCAGACCGAGGAGCAAUUGAUUGAUAUCUUUAGCGAAGUUGGACCUGUGGUAUCGUUCAGACUGGUAUUUGAAAGAGAGACCGGUAAGCCCAGAGGAUACGGCUUUUGCGAAUACCAGGACGAGCGGACAGCAGCCUCAGCCGUCAGGAACCUCAAUGGGAGGGAGAUCGCAAACAGAUCUCUGAAAGUCGACUUUGCGGACACGGAUCCCGCACGGAUGGAUGGACGCGAUCUUGAGGAAGGAUCUUUCAUGACGAACGCUGGUCAGAGGCCCCCGCAACCACAUGCACCCCCACCAUUGCCACUCCCGCUUCAGCAACAGCCGCAGCAACAGCAACAGCAACAGCAACAGCAACAGCAACAGCAACAGCAACAGCAACAGCAACAACAACAGAUGCCGUUCUUGCAAAAUCCGCUGUCAGGACGGGUUGAUCCACGUUUGGCCAACAAUCCAGCAGCGGCCACGUCCGCGGCGCCGAUGAUCCCUCCCCAUGUACAACAGGGACUACUCCUUGGACCUGGCGCUCUGCUCGGACUUCCUUCUGCGCCAACAGGACCUUCACCCGGAGGAAUCAGUUCUGCGGACGCUAUCUCAGCAGUGUUAGCGACGAUGACACCACAGAACAUUUAUGAUAUUAUUUCUUCGAUCAAAAUCCUGGCGGUGAAUGAACCCGAGAGGGCCGCGGCUCUGUUGAACGCGAACCCACAGCUCUCUUAUGCGCUUUUCCAGUCGUUGAUCAUGAUGAACCUAGUGGACCCGAUCGUGUUGCAGAGGAUGUUCCCGAAGGUAACGCCAGGAUCAAAUGUACCGAACCCGGCUAUACCGCCUCAUAUGCUGCCGCCGCCGCCAGCGUUACCGACGCAUAUGGCACCUCCACAAAUGCCCUUCCCACCACCAACAUUUGCAGGAGUUCCACCACAGCAGCAACAGCAACAACAACAGCAGCAACAACAGCAACAGCAACAGCAACAGCAACAACAACAGCAACCGCCUGUUAUCCCACAGCCAUCGCUUGAGCAACAACAGCAGCUGCUGGCCCAAGUGAUGGCAUUAACGCCCGCGGACAUUGCAUCCUUGCCCGAGGACCAGCGAGCCAAUAUCAUCAAGUUGAGGGCCCAACUGUUAGGUAAUGCAUGAAAGACAAUACAGACAAUAAAGCAGCGGUUUUUGGUCCCCUUGUUGUUGUUGUUGUUGUUGUUGUUGCUGCCAUUGCAGGACCAAAAAAAAUAAAAGAUGUUUAAAGCGACC